AUAUCUCCAUCCAUCGUCUUUGAAACUCCGUUCUCACUCGAGUAGAAUCUGAUCAGUGGUUCGACAGAAAGAUGGAUUUCUGCGUGGGAGUCGGAAUCGAAGCAAUUCUCCGGGAAAUCAAGGCGGCGGCGACGAAUCCGUCAGCCGGUAACCUCCUGACUUCCCCUUCGUCGCUCCACUUCUCCCUCUGCAUCGUGGCCUGCGGGGCCACCGGCAGAACCUCCGACCAACUGCUCGCCGCCCUCGGCUACGAAUCUGUCCAAGACCUCAAUUCCAAAGCUCUGUCUUUCAUGGCCGCGCUCACCACUGCCGACGACGACAACAACAAGAACAAGAGCGCCAACCUCCCCACGCCGCCGCCAACUGAGUUUGUGAACCCGUCGGGCAUGCCGUACUUCUAUCCGAGUAUGUUCUCCGGCCAGCCAGCUCAGCAACCAGCCGGGGGCAGAGAAGCGACGGUGAUGGCAGGGAGUGCAAUUUGGUUCGAUCAUGAAUCGCCCCUCAAACCUUCCUUCGAGAGGGUCAUCAAGGAUGUCUACCGCGCUCAAUACUCUUACGGCGAUUUCCGGCUUCAGGCUCUGAGAAUUGCAGAGGAGAUAAACCAGUGGGCAGACAGAGCUACCAAAGGGCACAUAAAAGAUAUCAUUGGGCCUGACAAUAUCAGGAAAGAACUAGUUAUGAUCCUCGUGAAUGCAAUCUACUUCAAGGGAUUCUGGACUCAGCCAUUCGCAAAAGUCAUGACGCAGGAGGAAGAUUUUUACCUCUUCGAUGGAACCAAGAUCAGGACUUCCUUCAUGAGGAACCCGAUGUCAAACCACUACUAUGGAUCCUUCGACGGCUUCAAGGUCCUGAAGCUCCCCUACGAGAACGGGACCAAGAAGCAGCAGCAGCAGUUCGCGAUGUACAUCUUCCUUCCCACGACCAUCAGCCUGCAGGAGAUGCUGCUCAGGUUCUGUCCAUAUUUGGGACCGAUGCAGAACUUGGAGCUUCAACAGACGAUGCUCGAGAAGGUGUGGAUCCCGAAGCUGAAGUUCACGAGCCUGUUCAAUCCUUGUGAUAUAAUGAAGGAUCUGGGGCUGCAGCUGCCGUUUCAGAGGCUCGGUGAGUUCACGGAGAUGGUGGGACAUAACUCGGAGAGGAUUUGUGUCAAUGAGGUGUAUCAGAAGGCUUACAUUGAAGUAGACGAGGAAGGAACUGAAGCUGCCGCAGUUACUGUGAUGAGCUUCGGAUGCCGGCCACCCAGUCCACCACCGCCUCCCGAGGAGAAGUUUGUGGCCGAUCGUCCGUUCAUGUUCAUGAUACAGGAAGAAGUGUCGAGGGCUGUGCUUUUCCUUGGCGCUGUGCUUGAUCCACGCCAGCAAUGA
Linum tenue is the source of this 1364-nucleotide messenger RNA. The record is from the annotation of a GenBank genome assembly. Lineage: Eukaryota; Viridiplantae; Streptophyta; Magnoliopsida; Malpighiales; Linaceae.